GUGGAUUGGAACAGCCGAGAUGUCUCAUGCACAGAAUACCAAUGCGGGCUGGCUGUGCCAGUGGUGCAGAGUGAUGAAUGGAAAACAUGCUCUACAUUGUCAUCGAUGUGGAGGGCGAUGGGAUGUGGUUGGAGAUUCAGGCCACUCAUACGACCAGUGGGAGGACUGGAAAGAGAGCGGAUCUUACUACCAGCAGGGUCACCAAAUGCAGUGGCCCAAGUCGCCCAAGAGACAAAAGGGCAAGGGGAAGAAGGGAAAAAGCCCGCGACCUCGCCACAAGAAGGGAGAUACCAAGCCAGAUACACCGAGAACAGUAGAUGCUCCGCAACAACAGACCACAGGGCCCCCGUCAGCGAACCUUACAGGAGCCUCGUGGAUGCAGGCUGCGCAGCAGUUUGGACCUGCUGUGCCACCUUCAAAUGCGGAUGCCUCACAGACUCCGGCUUCGGCAAGUGGGUCUGUGCCACCGGAGUACAAGGGACUGAUAGAGUCUCUCAAAAGAAAUCAGUCAAAAGGCACUUUGCCAGACGAUGUACAACAGGAGAUGAAAUCAUUGAAAGUCAAGGUAGAGAAAGAUCAAGCCAAAGGUUUGCACCAAGCGGUGAAGAGCCUCAGCAAAGCUCGACGAGAGCUACGAGAAGCUUUCGAUGCCAGAGCUCAAUUGCAUGCGCAAUGGCGCUCGUUUUUGUCGCUGAGUGUGACCCAAUGGCAAACCUUUACGGGCCAAUUUCAGGCCCAGGAAGCGGCAGCCAUGCGUCAGAUUGGAGAGACUCAGGCUGCUCUAGAAGAAGCCAAAGCCCAAUUCGAAGCUGGGAAGUCCGAAAUUGGGAAAGAAGAGACGAUUGCAGAUGUGGAUCUGGUUUCCGAAGAAGAGAAUGGGAAAGCGGAGAGCAGUGCUGUCAAGAUAUUAGAUGGCUUGAAGCACCUUACCUCAUCUCUCUCCGAGCUCUCAACAGCGGCGGAAUCAAUUCAUGUCGAACAGCAAGCACACAAGAAGGCCAGGCUCGACGGUCAGGACGAUGUUUCUGGCACGGCCGCACCAGGUUCACGACAGUUAGAGCCUUUUGCGUUGCCCGGCACCAAGCGACCACCAGGCCCAGUUGGACAACAUGACCCUUCGGACGAUGAGGUCAAUGAGGAUUCCACAGAAGACUCUUCAGACGAAGUUCCCAGGGACGAUGAGCCCCCUGGUGGUUCUGAUCCAUAUCCUCCAGCUGAUGCCAAUGACCGCCAAUCGGCAGUUCUGCCACUCUGGUACAGGGCUUUGAUCACGGCUUUCACUGGUGGUGCGGUUGUUGAGAACGAUGAUGAAGUUGCGGCUGUGCGCAAAGAUGCCUCAGCUGAGCAGCUGUUGGAUUUGGUUCAGUUGAGGUCACUUGCGGUGGAAUUGCUCCAGACUGGACCACCGCUUAUUGAGGACUAUGGUCCCUCCUUGCACAUUGAGGAUCAACCCUUGUCUGUUCGAAAUCUUUAUGCCAGAUGGAGACAGGAAGCCACAAGAGGCAAUGAUGGGCCGGCAGCCUUUCUGGAAGUCACUACUUGGUAUUUAGAUGGAUCCUUCAUGACCUACAAUGAUCAGCCACGACCGGUCUUGUUAGGCACUUCAUUCGAGCCACAGCUUGGAGUUGCUUUGAGUAUCCACAUCCAUCGAGCCAUUUUGCAUGUCUGGGACGCCCAGUCCGAAGAUAAUGAUGAGCAAACUUUUCUGCAAACCGGAGCUAGGAGUAAGAACAGCUUAAAGGACCUUGCCAAGGCUGAUGUUGACAGAGCUAGUUUGCAGCAAGUGGAGAAUCAACAGUUGACCCACUUCGAUCCAUUACACCUAAACAUGAAGGAUGCCUUGGAUGCACUAGAAUGGUAUGAUGCUUACUUUGCACUGCCGGCCUUUGAUGUGGAAACCAAGCUUACAGAGGAUGUACACUGGCAUCCGGAUUCCUUGCAGUGGCUUCGAGUCAAGUUUUGGCGGCGGAGGAUCAAGGUUCAUACCAUGCUGAAGUUUAUGCGGCAAAUGUUGCAACAAAGACAUUAUGGCAUGAUGAUCGGGAUUUCCAAGGUUUUACCGCAUGGUUUCAUUGAUGGCAAGCCUAUCUAUUUCGCUGAGGACGACUUUCGUAUUGUGGUGGCCCAGCCGAGGUUGCUCAUUGUUCGUAUUCGUUCUUCAGCCAUGAAGUGCCUAAUCAUUAAUGCACAUGCGCCUCAUACAGGGAGUACCUUGAACGAGAUCGAAACUUUCUGGCAGCAAGUAAACGAGCAUAUUAGUGAUGCAUAUGUUACAUGGCCCAAGAUUCUCCUCACUGAUGCCAAUUGCCGCCUUGGAGGUCAACCGGACGAGAGAGUAGGAACUUGGCAGUCAGAAGGGGUGAAUGAAAAGAGUCAACCUUUCAUCGACUUCCUUGCUGUGAAUGACAUCUUUUUACCCAGUACGUUUGAACAAUACCAUCAGGGUGUAGGCGGCACUUGGAGACACAAUGAUGAUGUGUGGAAGCGCAACGACUUCGUUGGCAUUUCUACAGCUUUGCCCCUCAGUGCCUGCCGCACAUGGAUUCCGGAAGAGAUUGACUUUUCGCUCCUUAAGGAUAUUCCCUCAUUAAUCGAGCUGGAGGACGUGCUCCGUGCCACGCAAGCAGAUCGCGCCACUGGCAUCUUUCAACAGAUCCUCCAACGUGCCGAUUUGCUGAUGGAGAGUGUUAUCUGGGCAGACGAUGUGGUUAUCCCGAUUGCAGCUGAAGAGGCACAAAGCUUACCAGCAUUUGGACCACGUGCUCCUUUAGUUGACGUGACCAAUGUUCAAAUCGAUGCUGCUCAGAAGGAACUGCGACAAAUUGACCAAGAACUCCAAAUUGACAAGAUGCCCACUGAUCCUGAAGUGAGCAGGCAGGAGGUGCGCAGGUUCCUCACUAGUGCUACUCAUGAAUGGUUCAAUGAGUUUUGCCAAAAUGACUUUGAUGAAGAACUUGCUAUGCAACUCCCUGAUAGAUGGCUUGCGUGUCUUUUUCAAUUUGAUGCUGACCUUGAUAUCUGGGUUGAGGCGGAGAUUUUGGAUUGGGGCCAGCACUGCCUUGCAGACAUUUUGGAAGGAUUUGCCGAUGGGGUUGCUGAAAGGUUGGUUGAUGACGCUUUUGCUGACCUAGGAGCUGAUUUGCCCCGACAGCAACUCUUGUCCCGCCGCGCUUGGCUUGUUACCAGAUGUAAAGUGUUAGAGGAAGAACAUCAGCAGGUCUUUCCACAUAGAUCUGUGAAAUAUGGUACAGCCACAGCACGUGAAAGGGCGAUUACCGCAGCCAUUGUUCCUAGCCGUUUUGAAGAUCAAUUCCGACUUCUUCAAGUCACCACCGCUACUCGAUGGUUUGACCUGCCACCUGAGAGAACUACUCCAUUUAUUAGGCAACCAACAAGGCCAAAGACCUUCGUCAUUGCGCACCUUUUCAGCGGAAGACGUAGAGUAGGAGAUGUCCACGAACGGCUCCAUUUCUGGGCUGAACAUUAUGGAUUGGAUAUCCUGGUGUUGUCGUUGGACACUGCUAACUCGGCUGAGUUUGGGAAUCUCCACCAUUGCUCAGUCACAUGGAAGCGGCUGUUGGAGUUGUAUAAAAAUGGAUGUAUCUCGGCCACGCUCACGGGAGCUCCGUGUGAGACGUGGUCAGCAGCCAGACAUUCUCUGGUGGUGCAAGCCAAUGAUGAAGGAAAGGAGCGACCUUGUCGCCACAUGCCUCGGCCGCUACGGGAUGCGGAGCGAGUCUUUGGCCGCCAACAGUUGACACCGCGUGAACUUCGACAGUUGCAACAAGGAUCGCUCUUUUUCAUGCAGACAUUGAUCACCAUGGCGUGGUCCAUUGUCACAGGGGCUUUGUAUUUGAGUGAACAUCCAGCAAUUCCAAUGCUGGAAGAAGAGUACCCCACCGGCUUUUGCAAUGCGUUGGCAGGCACGAUUUUGGACGAAUUGUAUAG
Cladocopium goreaui is the source of this 3948-nucleotide messenger RNA. The record is from the annotation of a GenBank genome assembly. NCBI's taxonomy places the organism in Eukaryota, Dinophyceae, Suessiales, Symbiodiniaceae.